CAAAGAGUGGUUGUGCGUGAGAGAAAGUGCCUUGAAAAACGCACGGUGGAGGACCGCCACUCGUCCAGAUGGUUGGGAUGAAAUUUUAAAUUAUGGCGGGUUGUACGAUGGUGAAAAUCAGUAGCAGGUAUCAAUCCGAACAAUUCUUCAGAGCACUCUUUAUGACAAAUUCAUUAGAAGAUGCACAGAGAUGCAACAUUUCUACGCAGUUUCAGUGGGUCGAAUAUUAUCAGCACUAUGAACAUCAGUCUUACUAUCUAUAUACAUGUAAAACUCGUGUCUCGAUGUUUGUAGUCCUACUUCUCCGAAAAGCAAAAACCGUGAUCGAUGCUCAACCAGCUUCAGAGAGGGUUGACGACCGACCGAUCUCUAGUCCGCCACCUUACCCUGGUCCUCCGCAAUCUGAACCUUCAGUACAACAUGUACAUUUGAUACCCGGCACGGUCACAGUGACCCAUCCUCCUGCUGUAGUGGUCAUCGCUCAGCAGAUGGGUCCGGAACCAGCAAUUACAGUUUGUAAGACCUGUAAUCAUCAGAUAGUCACCAGAACUGACCAAAGGCCAACUAUGCGGACACACUUGACUGCUUUACUUUUGUUAUUACUUGGAUGUUGGCCUUGCGUAUGCGUCCCUUACUGUGUGAACUCGUGCUUGGCAGUCGACCAUUAUUGUACAAGAUGCGGGGCUUACAUUGGUUCUUACCAAUAUUGAAUGCAAAUAAGAGGAAUAAUAAAAAAAAUAUGCCUAUAAAAUUUGGUAAUUGCAUGAAAACAUAAUUAUAGACUAUAAAACAUAAUUAUAUAACUUCCAUAAAAAUCGGUAUUUGCAUUAUGACAAACUAAACUAAAUUAGAGAAAUAUUGUAUGUUCUGUUUUAACAGAAUUUAAUGAUAAUGUAAAAAACUAAAAAUUGAUCUGACCAUAAAACAGUACGCUAAUUGUUUAAUAGUAAUACAAAUAAAUAAUCGAUUACAUAUUAAUUAAUUCAAUGUAUUGAUAUGUUAAUUUUAAUAAAACUUAGUUAUUUC
Galleria mellonella (greater wax moth) is the source of this 1026-nucleotide messenger RNA. Its product is annotated as lipopolysaccharide-induced tumor necrosis factor-alpha factor homolog. NCBI's taxonomy places the organism in Eukaryota, Metazoa, Arthropoda, Insecta, Lepidoptera, Pyralidae. The transcript has 3 exons. Gene Ontology annotation, molecular function: zinc ion binding. The record is from RefSeq and is a predicted model, not a curated record. Bases 93 to 710 code for a protein of 205 amino acids.